AUGAAAUCCCUUGCGAGACUGGUUAUUUGUUCAGGUUACAGAUUUUACGCCUCCAAAACAAUUCAUUUGGAGGGGAAAUUCCUAGAAACUUAUCAAGUUGUGUCAACCUUGAAGUCCUUGCCAUUUCCAACAAUAAGCUUGAAGGGACAAUUCCAGUGGAGCUUGGAUCUUUAUCAAAGCUCCGUGGACUCUUAUGUACUUUCAAACAAUCUGUCUAUUAGUGAUAACGGAUUUGGAGGUAUGUUGCCAGAAGUUAUAGGAAACAUGUCGACCCAACUUAGACUACUAUUAGUUGCAAAAAAUAAAGUGUUUGGAAAAAUCCCAACAGGAGUAGGCAAUCUUGUUAACUUAGAGGUUUUAGAUCUACGGAGGAACCAAUUCACGGGCCAUAUUCCCAGCAAUAUUGGGAAUCUUCAAAAGCUACAGGUUUUGCAGUUCGCUAUGAACAGGUUCUCUGGGGCUAUACCAUCUUCUCUGGGCAAUCUAACAUUGUUAAGCAGGCUUAGAUUAGACAGAAACAACUUACAGGGGACCAUUCCAUCAAGUCUUGGGAGAUGCACUAAUUUAGAAUGUCUAGAUCUCUCUAGUAACGAUCUAAGUGGUACCAUACCCCCUGAAGUAAUUGGUCUCUCAUCCUUGUCAAUUUAUCUUGAUCUGUCUCUAAACCAAUUGACUGGUUCCUUGCCCUCAAAUGUCGGUAACUUAAUAAAUCUGGGUUUUCUAUCUAUAUCUGAGAAUAAAUUGUUUGGUGAAAUUCCUGAUAGUUUGGGCAGUUGCGUAUUACAACAACUAUUGAUAAAUGGUAAUUUCUUUCAAGGGAAUAUUCCAUCAUCCUUGAUACCAAUUGGAGGAGUCUUCAACAACGCAAGUGCUAUUUCACUUUCAGGAAACGAUAAACUUUGUGGUGGCAUAACCGGUUGUUGGAAUUUGGUUGCUGACUAUGAUGUUAUGUUUGAUAAUUAUUCAUUGGUGGAGAAGAACAAAAAGGAAUUCCUCUUCUGCAUCACCAUUGUUGGCUUCACUUUGAUUGGCUCGGGGAGUUUUGGUUAUGUGUAUAAGGGGAUCCUAGACCAUAACGAAAUGGUAGUGGCAGUGAAGGUUCUUAACCUUCAACAUCGAGGAGCUUUUAGGAGUUUCUUGGCUGAAUGUGAAGCCUUGAGAAGUAUAAGACAUCGAAAUCUUGUCAAAAUAAUAACCGCUUGUGCAAGUGUUGAUUUCCAAGGAAAUGAUUUCAAGGCUUUGAUCUACGAGUUUAUGGUUAAUGGGAGCUUGGAGGAGUGGUUGCAUCCCAAUGUAACUACAGAUGUCUUACAAGAGGCGCCGAGGAAUCUAAACUUUCUACAAAGACUUGAUAUUGCUACAAAUGUUGCUUGUGCAGUGGAUUAUCUUCAUAACCAUGGCCAAACACCAAUGGUUCACUGUGAUCUCAAGCCAAGCAAUGUUCUUCUUGAUGAUGAGUUGACAGGUCAUGUAAGUGACUUUGGAUUGGCAAGAUUCCUUCUAGAGGGCACCCAUAACCUUUCAAGUAAUCAAACAAGCUCCAUUGGUGUCAGAGGAACUGUUGGUUAUGCUGCUCCAGAAUAUGGUAUGGGAAGCGAGGUUUCAACUUAUGGUGAUGUGUACAGUUAUGGCAUACUCUUAUUGGAGACGUUCACAGGGAAGAGGCCAACCGAUGAGAUGUUUAAUAGUGAUUUGGAUCUUCAUAAUUUUAUGAAGGCAGGUAUCCCUGAACGAGUCAUUGAAAUAGUGGAUCCAGUUCUUCUUCUAGAAACAGAAGAAGGACAUACGAGCAUGAGAAGUCACAACAUUCGGGAUUGCUUGAUUUCAAUAUUUGGAACUGGAGUCACUUGUUCUUCAAGGUCACCGAGUGAAAGGAUGAACAUGAAUGAUGUUACAGACCAGCUGCAUUCUAUCAAGAGCAAACUUCUUCAAACUCCAAGACAGGGUGAGAGACUACCGUAACUUUAUGAGUAAUUUUCUUGUGUUUUAUAAUUAAAUGUCUGAUACAACUUCAGAAUAAGGUUUGUUAAACAAUGUCCAACUCGCAAUAUGUUAU
This is a messenger RNA of Pistacia vera, 2056 nucleotides long. Its product is annotated as receptor kinase-like protein Xa21. Gene Ontology annotation, biological process: protein phosphorylation. Lineage: Eukaryota; Viridiplantae; Streptophyta; Magnoliopsida; Sapindales; Anacardiaceae. The record is from RefSeq and is a predicted model, not a curated record. Gene Ontology annotation, molecular function: ATP binding; protein binding; protein kinase activity.